AUGGGAGGGAUCAGUGAGGCGGCGGUGAAUAAAGAUUAUCUAAUUGCGGUGUCAUGCGUGUGCUACGUGUGCACGUAUGGCUCUCAUGACACUUCUGGGUAG
Messenger RNA from Chondrus crispus (carragheen), 102 nucleotides. RefSeq lists its product as hypothetical. The record is from RefSeq and is a predicted model, not a curated record. The coding region runs from base 1 to 102 and encodes 33 amino acids. Lineage: Eukaryota; Rhodophyta; Florideophyceae; Gigartinales; Gigartinaceae. The transcript has a single exon.